This is a messenger RNA of Acanthopagrus latus (yellowfin seabream), 2242 nucleotides long. RefSeq lists its product as uncharacterized. The transcript is spliced from 7 exons. Lineage: Eukaryota; Metazoa; Chordata; Actinopteri; Spariformes; Sparidae. Bases 287 to 1417 code for a protein of 376 amino acids. The record is from RefSeq and is a predicted model, not a curated record.
UGGGGGGCCCUCAAGUGGCCGGGAAGCGAUGUUACAGUGUGAUCCCGACUAACGCGCGGUGAUCACAUCACACCACAGCAGUAACCGAACCUCGCCGCGGAUGCUGCACACAAUCCGCUGUUCCUCUUUGUAAGCAGGCUAAUGAAACAUUUCGACUCGGUGUGCACUGUUUCAUAUCGUGCCUUUGUGUGUUUCUCGCCGCCCCCUCGGGUCCACAACUUGGCCGCCCCCGACAGCAGGAGGCGGCGGGGGAGCCUCAGAGACUCUGCGAACUUGUGAAUCAAUUAUGCGUCAGCUCGCUCCUGAUUGGCCCAGCCCGGGAUAUUGUGAUGACAGAGCGCGGCGGGGUGGAGAAGACAUGACAAGCACGAAAAAAAUAACAAAACACCCCAGUGAUGGACUAACUGUUGGCAGGAUCGGACGAGGUGAAGUCAGUGCUUUGCUGAAAAACAAAAGAAAAAAAAAAAGUGGCGCUUCCCUGUGUUUCCUGAGGUGGAGAUAUCUGGCUGUUAGGUGGGGGAGAAUGUCCUGCAGGAGUGUGUGCUGUAACCGCUGGUCAUGUGAGGAGAGGUUGGAUGGGAAAACGGUCAUCAUCACCGGGGCCAACACCGGCAUCGGGAAGGAGACGGCCAGGGACCUGGCGAGAAGAGGAGCGCGCAUCGUGAUGGCGUGCAGGGACUUGGAGAGGGCAGAGGAGGCACGGACGGACAUUUUGGAAGACACAGGAAACGAGAACCUGGUCAUCAGGAAGCUGGAUCUGUCCGACACCAAGUCCAUCAGAGCGUUUGCCGAACUCAUCAACAAAGAGGAGAAGCAAGUGAAUAUCCUCAUAAACAAUGCGGGCAUCAUGAUGUGUCCCCACUCCAAGACUGUCGACGGCUUUGAAAUGCAGCUGGGAGUCAAUCAUUUGGGUCACUUCCUGUUAACUUACCUGCUGCUUGACCUCAUCAAGCGGUCGGCUCCCGCCCGUAUCAUCGUCGUGGCAUCGGUGGCGCACACCUGGACCGGGCUUCAUCUGGAUGACAUCAACAGCGAAAGGAGUUACGAUCCCAUGAAGGCCUACGGGCAGAGCAAGCUGGCUAAUGUCCUCUUUGCACGCUCCCUUGCCAAACGGUUACAAGGUACGGGGGUGAGCGUCUUCUCCCUGCACCCGGGGGUGGUGCAGUCCGACCUGUGGAGGCACCAGCACCAGUGCAUCCAGGUGGCCGUGAAGAUCUUCCGGAUUUUCACCAAGACAACAGUGGAGGGAGCGCAGACCACCAUCUACUGUGCUGUGGAGCCACAGCUGGACAGCCAGAGCGGCGGGUACUUCAGCGACUGCGCCGCCGCGAGGUGCUCCAGGGCCGCCUCCGACGACGACUCCGCCCAGAAACUGUGGGAGAUCAGCUGCAACCUGCUCGGCAUCACCUGGGAGUGAAGAGUGUGACCUGCACAGCGAAGGAUUCACAGAGGCACUGGUGUUGCUGUCACUGUUGCGAAAAAUGUGUAUUUUAUUAAUCAAAAUACAGUGUAGUCCAACUGUCACCUGAACACAACCGAGAGCUCCUUAAUUGUAUGGAUUAUCAAAUCAAAACACGCUGCAUUUUAGUGAGAUUGUAUUUUAAAAGAAAAGGUUCAAAAAGAUUCUGUUAAAGUGUCUUUUUUAACUGUAUUUUUGCUAACUGAUGUGGGUAUUUUAGUCAGGUUUGUAUCUAGUGCUCAGACGCCGUUCUAUCUUGUUAACUUGUAAAGACGUUAGCUGGCAUGGUCUCGCUUUGGAUGAAAAUGGCCUAGUUUGUGAAAGUCUCUCUUACGUGUCCCUUACAAACUGUCAGUUUUAGUGUGGCAGUGGAAUUUUUACGAGAGCCGCCUACAAACACAUUCAUAUUUGUAUGAAACACUAUACUUUGGGGGCACGCGCAGCACUGUGGUAGACAGUUAAAGCAUUAUAAUGAGGUCCUGUCUGCUUCUGGUAGCACUUGAUGUGUCACAUUGUCCAUUUAUUGAACAAUACAACGCGAGCCGCUGGUCUACUUUUUGUUGUCAUAGAGCUGUUUCAUUGCACAGCCUCUUGUCACGCAACCUUCAGUUUCAGAUGACUUCCUGUUCUUAUAUUUAACCUACAUUAGGAAUGUAAUCACAGUACGGUUACAGUGUGUCGGCAUGCUGAGGCUUUGGCCACCCUUUUUGAAGUGGGAUUCUGUUAAUGUGACAAAAAUGUAUAUACUGUAAAAAAAUUAAACCUGUUGGACUGGAUAACAUA